GAAAAAAAUUUAUUGCAAUGCACUUCUCUAGCUAUAUGACUGUCAGAAUGGUAACAUUUAACACUGCUAGGCAUAGGGGUAUCACUCUCUUGGCCUGUGGAGAAAGUUCCAAGGAGUGCAAUUUUAGUGCCGUUCAAGCAACAUUCCUAAGCAUGCAAACUUGUCAGUGCAUUCUCCAAUCUGAUGUAGUCAAUAGAGGCUGCCACAACCCUGAAAUCUUGAGUCCAGAGACUUGGUACUUCCUUCUAAUGUAAGAUGUUUUGUUUCCCUGAAGGCCACCUAUGCUUUUGGCUGAUUAAAGCCUGUUCUCCCUGCUUUUUCUUAUUUUGUGACCGCCCUCCAUAAAUGAGUGACUAUUUGAAAGAUAUAAAGGCUUCAGCUUACAUCAGUAUCUGGGUUCUUCUAAGAUGCUUACAUUGACACUCAGAAUGUUUAAAUGCUGAAGAACCAUUUUCUGUCCUCCAUUGUGUAGGCAAAACAUGUCCUUGAUUCUUUGCAGUAGUACUAGUGAGAUCACUGCGGUACUAAAUUACAGCACUCAAACCCAUGACAUAAUUUGACCCAAAUAACUCUAGCAGGUUUUGUCCUGGUUCAUGCAAAACCGGUUCCAGUGAGGACUUCACUAAGGCUUACAAUACUUGUUUGGAUAGACAAGCUGUAAAUCACACAUAAUUAAUUGUGUCAGGCUACAGUACUUGAGUAUGACGGCUACCAAGUCCUGCCUUGUGGAUGUACUGAAUUUGCUCCGAUUGAAAUUUUCCCUGUUGGAAAGCAAUCCCAUUUUAUCUGUCCCCCAGUUAUGCAGAAGAUGGGCUAGGCUGUAUGUGGAAGAAUUUAGUUUCUAAACUUAAGCAAGUGGUGAAAGCAUUUGCUUGGCUGAGACCAUGAAUCCCAAGGAUUUGUUACUGCAGGAUUUCCAAGAUUUAGAGUUAGAAAGGAACUGCAAGGGUCAUUUUGUCCAAUCCCCGUCAAUGCAGGAAUCCUGCCCACAGCCAACCCUGGAUGGGCUUGAACCACCAACCUUCUGGUUAAUUGCCAGAUGCACUGAUCCAUUGCACCACAGGAGGGCCCGUAUAUAAGCAAUGUAGGUUAUUUUCACUGUAAUACAUUUUGUUGAUUUUAAAUAUUUGUUUUUCAGUUUUUUAAAAGCAUUCUCUUGGUGUGUGUGUGUUGCCUCUCCAAAACAAAAAAUAAGUGAAACAGAAUUACAUAUGAGUAAACAUACAUGAAACAGGAAUGUGUAUGAUUUAAAGUUGGGUUUCCACAUGAUAACUAAUCUCAUGAGGACAAACUAGGGAAUGGCAUUCAUAUGUUGAAAGGGAGAAUUAAAAUCUUGCAUCAAACAUAAUCUUAUUUAAUUAAGGAUGUGCACAAUUGUACGCCUGCUCACAAAAUCAGUGGGACUUUGCUGCAGAAAGAUGCAUAGUGUAGCACUGUUGGUGUCCCUUUAGAUGUCACAUUAAGGGACACUCCUUGAAACUGCUAUUGUGCGUGUAUAGGAGAAAGACAGCAUAAUAAGAAAAUUUUAUUGAAAACACCAACACGUCACCUAACUCUCGUACCGGUAUAUAUUCGUUUAGAAGGCAAGGUUUUUUGCUGAGAAGACAUGGAUAAAUGAUUGCAGUUACAACCACUUUCUGCUCGAGGUAGUUUCUGAUUUGCACACAGAAAGGGAGGUGUAUUGUUACAUUAUAGGCUCUUCCCAAAAUGGAAAAAAAGGCAAAUGUACCCCUAGAGAUAGAAUGUUUAUAAUUCAAACAGCAAACAAUCAUUGCAGUGGGUAUUAAAUGCCACAACAGCAAAUGCUUCUGCAAAUGAUGCCUAAAUGAACGACGUUACAAGCUGAGUAAUUAUUGCUGGCACCUGAACUACUGAAGGCCCUGGUCUGUGUUGCUACAUGUUCACCUUACGCCUUGCAGCAGUAAAGUCUCCAGCAAUUUACUGAAAAAUCUCAUGGGCAAGUUGGGGAGCUCUGCCUUUGGGGGGAUCCAAAUCCCAAGUUUUGUUGGGCAUGUGCCAAGUAGGGUGCAGAGCAGGGUUUGGGGGCUUGCAUGAGGCAAUGCCUAGAGUUAUGGAGAGUCGCGACUGAGCAGGGUGGCCCUCCUGCUUAGACGAGCCCUGGCAUUAGUUUGACUCUUAACCAAAAGUUCUCCAUGCACAACAUAGGCCAGGAUGCGGCUUGUGUGUCUCCCUUGCGCCCAACUCCAGCUCUGGUGCAACCAGAAGCCUUCGGUCCCCGCUGAGCCGCAGGUAGGUAGCUAUACACUGCCAGGGCACUCCCCUGCAGUUUUAAAUCACGACGUUUAGAAUUGAUUCACAAAUGCAACAUUAAAAACACACAGCAAACAAAGGCAGAGACCUCAGGCAAAACAUAACUCUUAGACCAAGGGUGGCCAACUCCCAAGAGUGCGAUCUACUCACAGAGUUAAAAACAGGCAGUGAUCUAGCCCAUUUUGGGGGGUUCAGGUUGUUGAGCUUUUUUAAGGGAGGAAAGCCCAUUUUUAGGGGUUCAGGUCAAAGUUGUUGAGCUUUUUUAGGGGAGUCAAAGUUGUUGAGCUUCUUUGAGGGGAGCCAGUGAUCUACCGGUAGAUCACGAUCUACCUGUUGGACGUGCCUGUUAGACCAUCAGGCAAAACCCCUGGCAGAAUAAAAGUUUUUUUUAUUUUUGUUUGCUGACUUGUGGUUCCAUUGUGCGUGGAUAGUGAACUGCAUUGGCAUUUAUUAUUUUUUCCUAUCAUGAAAUAAGACCAAUUAGAGCAGGAACUCCUUUUUUUGUGGGGGGGAGGAAGGUUUUCCGUUGUUUUCAAUGGUUAGCUCUCGGCUCCGCCCCGGUGGAGAACUAAAGAAGGCGGGUCUCUGCAGCGGAGUGAAGUACCGUAUUCUUUCACUUUUUCUAUGGGCAGCAGAGGGAAUUACUCUUUCGCUUUUCCUAUCUCUUGGGGCCGUGAUACGCCUGCUAGCCCCGCCUCCCUCCCGCCGGAUUGGACAAUGUCUGAUCACAAAUAGAGCGCGGGAAGGAAGACGAGGAAGGCGGAGGAGAAAGUUGCGGGGACUCCGGCCUGCGCACUUUCCAAAGAAGCGGCUCGACUGGGAUGCAGGAGGGACGCGUCUCCUAGCAGGACUUCGCCCGGGCCACACCGGUAGAGGUAGCCACUGCGUAGUUUGAUCCUUUUCUCACUUCUCCUAAGAUUCAGUUCCAUGGAAUUCUGUGCGGUUCACACCCAAAUGUGCACCAGAUUGCAGCCUUGCAGCGCGAUCCUACUGUGCGUGUCUCCUCUGAAGUAAGCCCCGCUGUGCAAUGGGCCUCCUCCCCAGAGCUUGAUCAACAGUGCUAUCAACAUGGAUCGUCCGCCCGUUCCUUGGUUGCAACGAUUUGAUAAAGCUUCUCGUCUCCUCCUCUGCACACUGAAGUCUGGGCAUUGGGGGGCCCUGGCUGCUUUCCGUACUCUUCAGCGCUCCCUGUCUGGGCAAGAAGCAAGGCAGGGCUUCAGCUGGUGGACCUUCACAGAGAUUCUGUGUUCUCAAGAGCCUGUCCUCACAGGCUCUGAGGAGACCCUCACCUUAAAACCGUUGCUGUUGCUGCUUCCAGUGUUGUGCCAAAGAAACCUCUUUGCCCUGUUGCUUACAGUACAGUCUACAGUGCCAGAAGCAUGCCUCCAACACCUACUUCAAGCUUCUAGACAGGAUCCCAGCCCUGAUCUAUGGGUGCAGAGAUUGAGGGAUUUUCUGCAAGUGAGGGUGCAAGAGAAUAGCUCCGUAAUGCCAGCCCUACUAUCUGAUUCAUGUCGGCAGCAGCUGAAAUAUAUUUGCCAGAAAGUUAGUUGCGGCAAACCUGAAUUAGAAAGGAAAUUAAGUUGGUGUGCUAAACCGGCAAGUCCUUACAUAACAUGGACUGGAGGUGCUCCUGGUUCUGUGCCUCAGAUAAGGGAAAAUAAGGAAGUAGCUGAGGAACCACUGGAUCCUGAAGAAAAGGUGCUGGAGAAGAGGUCCAGACUGGAAGUUGAAUUGAAUGCAGAACUUUGUGAACCACGUGGUCUAAUGCAGGGAGUUGGAGUUAACACAGGGAAUGAACUCAUGAUGGAGGUGUCUGAGAAUGAAGGUGUUCAUAGCACAAGCAAUGCUGUAUAUCAAAGCUGCCCAAUGGAGGAAGCAGAAGAAGCAAAAGUUGCCAUUUGGAGUCCCCAACAGGGCACUGCAGCCGAGGUCCCUGAUUAUAUCAAGGACCAUGUACCAAAACUAAAAGAACUUCUAGAAAUGCAGUUUGAUCUUUCUGAUGGGAUCGCUCCACCUGAGCUACAAGUUUUUAAUGAAUGUACUCCAAGCCAGUUGGAAGUUCUGUGCUCAUUACUGCAGCUCUCGGAGUGCCCAGACAACAAACUUCUGCAUUUCUGCACUUGGUUAGUCGCACUCUCACCUGAUCUUGGCUAUAGUAAUGCAGCAGUUCUUGCUGAAAAGCUCUUUCUACCUCGGGUUCUCUUGUUGACUGAGCCACCUUCCUGGCCUCUCACAACUGCCCUGAUGAUGUUCUGCUCCAAAUAUUCUCGCCCAGUCUGUUGUAACUUGAUUUCUUCAGUUAUACGGGCUCCAGUAAAAGGCCUUGAGCAGAUGAAGCUGGUGUGCAAACUAAUUGAGGAGUGUUUGGAGCCUGAGUAUGUGAGGCUGGUGUUCAGCCAUAUUAUAGAAAUGCCAUGGUCAGAAGAUCUCCUCGUAGCUGUGCAUUCUUUGCUGGGAAGACAGGUACCGUUAUCCACUGAGCUCUUCAACAUGUUGGUCUUGAAUCUUUGCCAGAUGGCUCAAGAAUUUGCCACAUCAAUGCAUUAUGCAAAUCUGGUUUUGACGGUGUUGACCAAAUACCAAAGCAAUAUUACAUUGGCCCAUCAGCAUCACUUUUCCUGUGCUUUGGACCUCAACAGAACAAUUUUGAAGAAGUCUCUUCAGGCUGCACUGAAGCGAGUGACUUCAAAUAAAGAGGAAACCUGAGUUCCUUUCCUGCGUGGA
Zootoca vivipara (common lizard) is the source of this 4998-nucleotide messenger RNA. It is a transcript of the gene FANCE, whose product is annotated as FA complementation group E. Gene Ontology annotation, biological process: interstrand cross-link repair. Gene Ontology annotation, cellular component: Fanconi anaemia nuclear complex. The record is from RefSeq and is a predicted model, not a curated record. Lineage: Eukaryota; Metazoa; Chordata; Lepidosauria; Squamata; Lacertidae.